This is a messenger RNA of Perca flavescens (yellow perch), 1319 nucleotides long. Its product is annotated as T-cell-specific surface glycoprotein CD28. The record is from RefSeq and is a predicted model, not a curated record. Gene Ontology annotation, cellular component: external side of plasma membrane. Gene Ontology annotation, biological process: T cell receptor signaling pathway; regulation of T cell proliferation. The transcript is spliced from 6 exons. Bases 563 to 1204 code for a protein of 213 amino acids. Lineage: Eukaryota; Metazoa; Chordata; Actinopteri; Perciformes; Percidae.
AACUGGCUACAUGUUAUCCAAUCUCCGGCGGCGUCAUCCAACAAAGGGAAUUAAAACGAGCUGCAGUGAAGAAGUUGACCUUCACACAUGGAACACUGGGUCAUUGCACUUUUGGUCACUCUCCACCUCCAGCUGUGGCUGCAACAAACAGCUACACAGCAGAAACUACACACAUUUCAAGAGUAUUUUCCCAUAAUAUCUUUUACAGUGACCAUUUGCAUUCCAUUCAUCAGAUGUUACAAACUCUGGGAGAGAGCGGAAAUAUCAGAAGAGGAGGCGUUUUCUGCCACAGGAUGUUUUCCCUCAUGAGAGGAUGUGUGAGGUUCAGUCACUGCAGCACCGUGGGAGUGUUUCAAUCAGAGGCACAAUGAGGAUAUGAUGCAUUACAGUCGGAGGAACGCAUGCAUGGAACCAGGGUUGAUGAUAUCGAAGUACCGGAUCAGAUUUCUCCGCAGCAUACAGUUAACGUAGUUUGCUGAAAGAGCUUGAACUUUUAGGUGAUGAGGGAAAGCCUCGAGGACAUCAUUCUGCUGGAGGCAAGUUCACACUCUCGGUGCGAAAGAUGAGAGCUUGCUGGAUGUUCAUGAUCCUCCUGAGCUGCAGGUUAUCUCAUGCAACGGAGUGUCAAAGCAUCUGCAAAGACCAGCUGAAAAUCAACUGUGUACCUACCAAUGGCAAAGUGUUCGUGCCUUGCCCAGAGUUGGAAGGCACAGACGUGACUUUAAAACUUUUUAAAGACAACAAAGUGAUUUCCAACCAUACAUGCAACCCAGCCAACAAUACAUGUCAGUGUAAACCACCAUGCCCCAGUGUCGGCGUAGAACUGUAUCAAACGACAAACACAUCAGUCUUCAUGCUAACUGGAGUGAAUGCCAAUAGCUAUGGUUUCUACAGGUGUGAGCUCAUCAUCACGUACCUUCCCCCCCUCAGAACAAAGCAAAGUACUUCGAGGAUCCUGGUACUUGUAGAAGGACACCAAUGCCAGUCCCCAAGUGGAGAUCAAAACAAUGGAUUUCUUUGGAUUUGGAUUCUGGUGCUCGUACUUUUUGGCAUCUACAGCUUAAUUGUCACCAUUAUUGCCAGCAUCAUCUGGGUAAAGUGGAGGAGGUCGGAUUCCCAGAGUGAUUACAUGAACACCAAACCCAAAGCAACGAGGAACCGCAAGAAAAGAGGCUUUCAAAAUCCUAUACCACGACACUUCUGAUCACCCGUGCAUCCUCUCACUAUUUGCACAGCUAUCCUUGUUAGUUUCAAUAUUAACACAUUAUAGUAAUUUGCCCCGUGCAGAGCGGGUGAGGUUUUUCAUUUAGUCCAUUGUG